Molecule: messenger RNA, 146 nt
Organism: Cetraspora pellucida
Lineage: Eukaryota; Fungi; Glomeromycota; Glomeromycetes; Diversisporales; Gigasporaceae
Source: the annotation of a GenBank genome assembly
AACAAGAAAAAAAUAAAUGUUUAGAAUAUAAAAUAGAAAAUAGAAUAUCGAAAAAAUACAAUAAAAAAUUAGAAAACAUCAAUAAAGAAUUAGAAAAAGAAAUUAAAGAAAUUAGAAAAGAAAUUGAAGAAAAUCAGAAAAUUUGA